Molecule: messenger RNA, 844 nt
Organism: Phlebotomus papatasi
Lineage: Eukaryota; Metazoa; Arthropoda; Insecta; Diptera; Psychodidae
Product: troponin C, isoallergen Bla g 6.0101-like
Exons: 5
Coding region: 63-515 (150 amino acids)
Molecular function (GO): calcium ion binding; enzyme regulator activity
Source: RefSeq, a predicted model, not a curated record
AAAAAUAUAUAUUAAUUCUCAUUUUCCAAUAAAAUCAGUUUUUUCUGUGAAAUUUAUCAAAUAUGGAAUUGCUCGACGAAGAACAAAUUAAAAUCCUUCAAAAUGCUUUCAAAGCCUUCGAUACUGAUAAUCAUGUUCUCACAGAAGACAUUGGAACAAUCUUAGAAAUGCUUGGUCACAAGAUGGAUGAUCAGUCUCUUAGAACUCUCAUUAGGACUCAUGAUCCUCGAAACACGGGAAAACUCAAUUUUGAACAGUUUUGCGCUUUGGCCGGAGAUUACGUGGAUGUUGAGGAAGAUCAAGAUGCCAUACGUGAGGAGCUUAGAGAGGCUUUUCGCAUGUACGACAAAUAUGGUGUUGGAUAUCUAACCACUGACGUCCUUAGGGACAUCCUUCAUGAAUUGGACGACAAAAUCACUGAAGAAGAUCUUGAUAUGAUGAUUGAUGAAAUUGAUGCUGAUGGAUCUGGAACUGUUGAUUUUGAAGAAUUUAUGGAAGUUAUGACUGGUGAGUAAUGUCCAGGCUUUUGUAUUAAAGUUAACGUCUGUAAAAGCUAUUUUGAAAGUAAUAAAAAGAAAAGUGACUGUGGUUCUGUGGAGGUGUCCUGUUGUGUCCUCACUGUAUGUAUCGUGACGAUCGUGACAUCGUUCUUCGUUUAUUUAUUUUUAAAGGAAUAAUAUUGACAGCAUCAUUUCAUUAAUUUUUUCUAUAGGUUAAAUAUUGUUGAAAGAAAGGUUUUGCUGGAUAACAACACAAUUUAUAAAGCCAUCGUCAAAAAUAUCUGACAAAAACUCUAACAAAGAUAUCAAUAGGAAUAAAUAAAUGAGAGAUAAGAACCUGCUAA